GUAUUACCACGUCCUCUUCACCCACUUCUUGCCUGCUCCACUAAGGGACCUUGUGGAUGAGCUCUCAGAAUGUGAAGAUAUUUUGAUGAAUUUCCUUGUGGCUGAAGUCACCAAGCUUCCCCCCAUCAAAGUACCGCAGCGGAAGCAGCUCCAGGAGGUUCUCCAGCAUCCUCGAGGGGAGCAGCCUUCCAGGGACUGCAUCAGCAAGUUUGCCUCAUGGUUUGGCCAUAUGCCUCUGGUGCAUUCACAGCUCCGCUUGGACCCUGUUCUCUUCAAGGACCAGGUGUCUGUCCUGAGGAAGAAGUAUCGGCACUUGGAGAGACUUUAGGACCUGAGACACUGUCCCUGCCUGAGCUUUCCAAACUUCCCAAAAGCCUCGGGUGGUGGCAAAAGUAUCAGACCAGAAAGGUUUAACGGGGGACUUUCUCCUUUCCUCCAGAGCACCAGCCGGGGACAUGGUGGCGACGGGGCAUCAUAGUUUAAUAUGUGGAUUCCCGUCCUGACUCUUCUGCUUGCCACAUGUGGGCCCCGAGCAAAUCACCUACCCUUAGUUUCCUGGUCUGUACAAGAAGAGACCUGGACAGAUGACCUCUGAGGCCCCUCCCAGCUCUGAAUACAUGACCCGAUGAUGUCUCUCUUCUA
Messenger RNA from Gracilinanus agilis (Agile Gracile Mouse Opossum), 642 nucleotides. RefSeq names its product exostosin-1b-like. The transcript has 2 exons. Gene Ontology annotation, cellular component: membrane. Gene Ontology annotation, molecular function: glycosyltransferase activity. The annotation marks the transcript as partial. The record is from RefSeq and is a predicted model, not a curated record. Lineage: Eukaryota; Metazoa; Chordata; Mammalia; Didelphimorphia; Didelphidae.